Messenger RNA from Acaulospora morrowiae, 447 nucleotides. The record is from the annotation of a GenBank genome assembly. NCBI's taxonomy places the organism in Eukaryota, Fungi, Glomeromycota, Glomeromycetes, Diversisporales, Acaulosporaceae.
AUGUCUACCGAAAUUUAUGAAAAAGUCUAUAAUUUUCUCACUACCUCUCCCAUGGAACAUAUAACUGCCGUUUCUUUCAUAUACCAGGUUAUAAAAGUUGAACCCUGGAUUUCAAAAGAAGAAUCGAGAACAAUAGUGCAAAAUGCUAUUAAUUCUUCACUAAAUAUAUAUUCUCAAAGUACCUUAACCCAAAAUAAGCUUCUCAAGAUUCUUGUCCAGCAUCCUAUUAGCCCAUUAGUAAGAGAUAUCAUCCUUGGACGCGUGGAGGAUGUUAAUCUGUACUCAUAUGCGAACUUUAAUGUUGUUUACAUUGAUACCAAGCAAAGUCUAUUAUGUUACGAUGAUGCUUUUAAAGGAGUGCGUAGUUUACGAGAUAUUGGUGCAGUAAAAACGAACAAAGAAAAGCCUCUUAGUUCCGAGCAGAUUGAGAAAACAUAUCAGAGUUGA